Peromyscus eremicus (cactus mouse) is the source of this 2349-nucleotide messenger RNA. RefSeq names its product CTD small phosphatase 1 (gene Ctdsp1). NCBI's taxonomy places the organism in Eukaryota, Metazoa, Chordata, Mammalia, Rodentia, Cricetidae. The coding region runs from base 127 to 909 and encodes 260 amino acids. The record is from RefSeq and is a predicted model, not a curated record. Gene Ontology annotation, molecular function: RNA polymerase II CTD heptapeptide repeat phosphatase activity. The transcript has 7 exons.
CCGAAGCUCGCGGGGAUCCCUCCCUCCCACCCUCCCCUCCCCCCCGCGCCCCGAUUCCGGCCCGAGCCGGGGGGGAGGCCGGGCGCCGGGGCCAGAGUCCGGCCGGAGUGGAGCGCGCCGGGCCCCAUGGACAGCUCGGCCGUCAUUACUCAGAUCAGCAAGGAGGAGGCGCGGGGCCCGCUGCGGGGCAAAGGUGACCAGAAGUCAGCAGCUUCCCAGAAGCCCCGGAGUCGGGGCAUCUUCCACUCACUCUUCUGCUGCGUCUGCCGAGAUGAUGGGGAGGCCCGGCCUGCCCACAGUGGGGCUCCCCUGCUGGUGGAGGAAAAUGGCGCCAUCCCUAAGACCCCAGUCCAGUACCUGCUUCCCGAGGCCAAGGCCCAGGACUCGGACAAGAUCUGCGUGGUCAUCGACCUGGACGAGACCCUGGUGCACAGCUCCUUCAAGCCAGUGAACAAUGCUGACUUCAUCAUACCCGUGGAGAUUGAUGGGGUAGUUCACCAGGUCUACGUGCUGAAGCGGCCCCACGUGGAUGAGUUCCUACAGCGAAUGGGCGAGCUCUUUGAGUGUGUGCUGUUCACUGCCAGCCUUGCCAAGUAUGCAGACCCCGUAGCUGACCUGUUGGACAAGUGGGGAGCCUUCCGUGCCCGGCUGUUUCGAGAGUCAUGUGUCUUCCAUCGGGGGAACUACGUAAAGGACCUGAGCAGGCUGGGCCGAGACCUGCGGCGGGUGCUCAUCUUGGACAACUCACCGGCCUCUUAUGUCUUCCAUCCAGAUAAUGCUGUACCAGUGGCCUCCUGGUUUGACAAUAUGAGUGACACUGAGCUCCAUGAUCUCUUACCCUUCUUCGAGCAACUCAGCCGUGUGGAUGACGUGUACUCAGUGCUCAGGCAGCCUAGGCCCGGGAGCUAGUGAGGAGUCUUGGGGCCAGGACCUGCCCCUCACCAAGGCCCAAGCCUCUUCCCAUCAGACUGCGGGAGCCUGCCUAUGCUGUUAACAAAACCCAUGGGCUCUGCAAUAUCCACGGCCCUGGGCAAGAGGGUGUCUCCCCUGCCAGGCUGCAUGGCGGACAAUGAGCCCUUGGGCCCCCCUGUCUCAGUGCCUUCAGACUUCUUCCCCCCUUCUCAGGGGACCUGGGGGGCCCUGUCUCUUGCUCCCCCCUUCUGUCUUCACUUCUCCAUGCUGCCAUGUUUCUCUGCUGCCAAAUUGGGUCUCAUAGCCCCAGUUCUGCUUCUGGGGGUAGGGCCAAGGUUUUUGCUGCCCCGUGCCUUGGAUUCCCCCACCCCUCAACCCCCAGUCUGGGAACAGUGGACACCAAGUGCCUUGCAUAGAACCCUCUUUGCUGGUCAGCUUUUCCCAGAUCUCGGCUGACCUGGGAGGAACCAGUAUCUCGCCUUCCCGUCCUCCUUCCUGGGAUGAUGGUGCCCACCAGUUUCUGCAUGGGAGGGAGAGGGAGAAAGUCUAUUACCACUUGUAAAAGAGCUGGGGACCCUCCUUAGGGAACACUCCCAAUUCAGCUUGUCCAAGGCUGAUGGCUGCUCCCUUAUCAUUUAAGCCCCCAAUCUCCCCUGGGGGUUGGCAGGACUCCCCUGUGGUGCCAUAUAAAUAUGUAUAUGUGUAUAUAGAUUUUUAAGGGAAGGAGAGAGGAAAGGGUGGGAAGAGACACUCCUCCCUCGCCCCUUCCCUGGGCCCAGAAAUUGGGGGAGGGAGGGAGGGAAAGGAUUUUUACAUUUUUAAAACUACUAUUUUCUGAAUGGAACAAGCUGGGCUGUGAGGGGUCACAGGCCUGAUCUUCUGUCUGUCCCAGCCCUUUUACUGUAUUCAUCCAAAAAAAAAACAUGUAUUGAGUAUCUUCUCUGCCCAGCAGGGAGCUAGUCCCACCAGCUGAGUGGGAGGGGGGUCUCUGCUUCAUCUCUGGUGCCCCACCUCUGAACCCCAAACUUCACUGGUGCCUUCAGACUAUCUGCAGGAGGUGGACCCUUCUUGUGGGGUUCGGGAGGUCUUCAGAAAAGCUUACUAAGCUGUUCCCCUCUCCAGUGCCAACUCACACCACCUCAUCCCCUACCCCCCCCCCAGCCUCCUCCAUAGCCCCCUGCUGGCUGGGGGCGGCUCCCAGGUCACUCUGCCAACUGACUUGUUUCUAAAGCCCCUCCCCACACCUGCUGAGUCUGGAGUUCAAGUCCUUGGGCUCUCUCCCCAGAAUAUGAGGGUUAAGUGGACCCACAGAUAAGUGCCAAGGGAGUUGGUGAAGGGAGAGGAUAUGGUUGGCCUGAAUCGGAUGACCUUCCCAAUUAAGUGCUUUCUCUGUGACCAGCACCUCAGUGUGAUAACUAAAGAGAAAGCUAGACCCCU